AGGUGGCGGUGUGAAGAGGAAAGCCCCUCCCUCCAUUCCUGCUCCAGCCAUGUCAGCUACUGGUCAGUUAGUUUUCAGUUGGUACCCCACUCCUGCACUCCGAAGUAAAUCUAAUUCGGUUUUUUGAUUUAAUUUCCCUUCAGUAAUAACUUUCUUGAAUCAGAAAAAAGUCUUCAGAAGAUCACUUCAACUCCCUUUCACGAGAAAAAAAGAGCUCAUAAAUCCUUGAGUUUUUGUUCAACCGUUAUUUUUCUGGUCAGUUGUAAAGGAUACUUUUCCUUCGUUAAAUGACAACACGAAGGUUCAGCGUCAAGACUUCCUAAACUAGAAGUCGGCCACCAUAAAACAAAGAAAGGCUACUCCAGGUUGUGUGGCAUGAAAAAUAUGCAUGAAGCAGGCUGCCGUUCCCUCGGAGUCUCCACUGAGCUGAAAGGCACACAGUACCUGGCUAAAACGAGAUAACGGCAAACCCCGUUUCACCUGCAUCAUGUCCUCCAACGCUGAGCCAGAUCUCAAAAUGCCCGUGAAUCCUCCUCCUCCAGAGGUGACCGAUCCCAACAAGCCUGGCCGACGGACCAACCAGCUGCAGUACAUGGAGAAAGUGGUGGUGAAAGCUCUGUGGCGUCACCAGUUUGCUUGGCCGUUCUACCAGCCUGUUGAUGCAGUUAGUCUCGGUCUACCAGACUAUCAUAAGAUCAUAACAUCUCCCAUGGACUUGGGCACCAUCAAGAAACGCCUGAAGAACAACUACUACUGGAGUUCAAGCGAAUGCCUGCAAGACUUCAACACCAUGUUUACCAACUGUUACAUAUAUAACAAGCCUACAGAUGACAUCGUGCUGAUGGCUCUUGCCUUGGAGAAGAUUUUCUUGCAAAAAGUUUCCCAGAUGCCUCAGAAAGAGGAGGAGAUUGUUCCUCAUGCAGGCAAAGGGAAAGGCAGAAAAAGCAUCCCUCCAGAAAAAAGGAUGAGGCCUGAAGACAUGGACCAAGCAACCACUCCUACCAAGAGCGACUUUGAAGCAAGGGAUGUUCCAAACCCAAACACAGAAUAUGGAGGACUGAGGGAACAGCUGAAGUACUGCAGCAACAUCCUGAAGGAGAUGCUGUCGAAAAAACAUUCCGCCUACGCCUGGCCUUUCUACAUGCCUGUAGAUGCUAAAGCUCUGGGGAUUCACGAUUACCACGACAUCAUCAAAUACCCAAUGGAUCUCAGCACUGUGAAAAAAAAGAUGGAUGGAGGACAGUACCAGGACGCGCAGCAGUUUGCUGCAGAUAUCCGCCUCAUUUUUUCCAAUUGCUACAAGUACAACCCCUCCCAUCACACUGUGGUCGGCAUGGCCAGAAAGCUUCAGGGAGUGUUCGAACAGAGGUUUGCUAAGAUGCCAGAUGAGCAAGUGGGGGUCACCGCUCCCAGCUGCACCAUCAGCAGUCCGGCUAGUUUGGACAGAUCUGAGUCAACAGUGGAGGACUCCACCCGGUUUGCUGAGGCACGAAAACAACUCAAGACGGUUGACAGACACCAUGCAUCCGUUUCUCAAACCCCAAAACUGCGAAAGGAGAAUGAUCAGAAAGAACAUGGCGGGGAUGUACCUAAAAGUGCUUCAAACCCUAUAGUUAGGAAUCCAUUGAAAGAAAACAAAGAUUGGGAUUUGAGAGAGAAAGCUUUGUCGGCUGUUCACGAGGAAAGACGGGAUUCAGACAAUAAAGCCUUGCCAAUGACAUAUGAGGAAAAACAUCAGCUGAGCCUCGACAUCAAUCGCCUUCCUGGCAUGAAGCUGGCACGUGUGGUCGAAAUCCUUCAAGCGUCGGAGCCCACCGUGUGCACCACUAACCUGGAUGAGAUUGAGAUCGACUUUGAGUUACUGAAGCCGUCCACUCUGCGGAAGCUCGAGCAAUAUGUCAGAUCCUGCCUGUUCAAGAAAUUCAAAAAAUAUCAAAAGAAGACCAGCAAAAGUGCCUCUCAGUCUGUCAGCACAAGCAGCAGUUUGUCAGAUUCUGGCUCCACCAACUCCAGUUCAGAAGACUCUGACUCAUAAUCUUUGUUGUUCUCUAUUUAUAUCUCGCUCUGAGGACCAAACGUUGUUACAUGUUUAAACGCUUGUUUUUUUUAUCUGUUUCUGUAUAUAUUUUAAUUGUUGAAAAUAAACCUUUCUACCUUUUUUA
Messenger RNA from Gambusia affinis (western mosquitofish), 2162 nucleotides. Its product is annotated as bromodomain-containing protein 3-like. Gene Ontology annotation, cellular component: chromatin; nucleus. Gene Ontology annotation, biological process: regulation of DNA-templated transcription; chromatin remodeling. The record is from RefSeq and is a predicted model, not a curated record. The coding region runs from base 488 to 2035 and encodes 515 amino acids. Lineage: Eukaryota; Metazoa; Chordata; Actinopteri; Cyprinodontiformes; Poeciliidae. The transcript has 10 exons.